CCAAUCAAAGAUCAGAAUUUUGCAGAGCAGCAACAUCGUCGUCAUCAAGCGUGGUCGUUGUCGUUCAGUUUCAUGGCGCUAUCCGUCAACACGUGAGAUUCUACAAUUAUUGUGUUGUUGCCAUGACGAAGAGUCAAGCUCGAGGUGUCCCGUCUAAUGCUACCAAGAGAAAGAAACUCAAACCCAGUGUUGAUGAUGAACAUAAUGAGAGAACCGAGAAGAAUGUCAAAACUAAAAAGAAGACGACUGAUAAUGAGGUGUGUGAAGCAAUUGUUCCAGAAGUGGAACUGCUAAAGCCACAGAAACAAACAGGUGAAGAAAGCACAGAGAAAACUAAGAUGAAGAGAAAAAGAAAAGCAGAGAGUUCUGGAGAUCUGGAGAAAACCCCACGGCCACAGGAAUCUAAUGGUCAGGAGGAUAAGGAUGGAGAGGAAGAUCUAAGUCCUGAAGAAAAUCGAGUGCUGGAGAGGAAGCUGAAGAAGAUUCGUAAAAAGGAAGAAAUUAAGAAAAUUAAAGACGAAGGCAAAAGCACGAAGCAGGAGGAGAAUACGACAAAUGUAGCCGAGAAGCUGGCGCUGGAAUACCUGUCAUGCUGGUCUGAGAGAAAAGAUGAAUGGAAGUUUCAGAAAACCAGGCAAACAUGGCUUCUUCAGAACAUGUUUGACAGAGUGAAGGUGCCUGAUAGUUAUUUUGGGGUGUUGCUGGCCUAUCUGGAGGGUCUUCGUGGAUCUGCAAAAGAAAAGACACUGCAGAAGGCUGAAGCGUUGGUGCGCUGGGAAGGCCAGGGAGAGGGAGAAGAAGAAGAUGCUGAAACUAGGAGAAACCGAGCCAAAAUAGUAAUGCAGCAGCUGUGAAAGCCUUGAAUGAACGUCUCCAUGUUUCUAUUAAUCUGUCAUUUCCACAUAUUCAAGUGAGCAGUCAUAUUGUAAUAAUCUGUAAAUAUGUACAACAUCACGUAGAAUAAAAAGAUUUUGAUGGUUUUAA
Messenger RNA from Triplophysa dalaica, 984 nucleotides. RefSeq lists its product as uncharacterized. Lineage: Eukaryota; Metazoa; Chordata; Actinopteri; Cypriniformes; Nemacheilidae. The record is from RefSeq and is a predicted model, not a curated record. The coding region runs from base 123 to 854 and encodes 243 amino acids. The transcript has 6 exons.